This is a messenger RNA of Daucus carota subsp. sativus, 849 nucleotides long. Its product is annotated as putative ubiquitin-like-specific protease 1B. The transcript has 3 exons. The record is from RefSeq and is a predicted model, not a curated record. NCBI's taxonomy places the organism in Eukaryota, Viridiplantae, Streptophyta, Magnoliopsida, Apiales, Apiaceae. Gene Ontology annotation, biological process: proteolysis; protein desumoylation. Gene Ontology annotation, cellular component: nucleus. The coding region runs from base 1 to 849 and encodes 282 amino acids. Gene Ontology annotation, molecular function: deSUMOylase activity.
AUGACUGUUCGCCGCCCCGCGGAACAGAAAUGGCUGAUUAGCAAAAGGCUGACACAGGAGAAGAUGGAUACUAUCCGGAGAGACUGGGGAUGGGGGAAAGGUAUGACUGUGGGUCUCGAGGGUGGUAUAAGACAUGAUCUUAUGUUCACGCUUGCCCCUAUUUCAAUGCAGAGUCUGGCCCCCGGUGGAUGGUUAGAUGAUCGGAUCAUCUACACAUACAUGUGGCUGUUACGUGAUCGGGAGGAAGCAAUUGCUGCAGAGGGCAUUCACACCAGGGAGCCUACGUACUACUUCAUGGAUCCCUUCUUCGUCCCGUUGGCCAUGGAAUUGGACUACAAAAAAAUGACGGAGAGGGUGAAGCACUUUUAUUUGAAGUGGGGAAGUUGUGGGAUUGGUCCACCAAUCAACCAGGUGGACUACAUAUUUGUUCCCGCAAAUGUCAAUAACAAUCACUGGAUUCUCAUGGUCUUUGCUGUGAAGAAGUGGGCUAUCAUGGUUCUCGAUCCUUUGAACGAUAAGGCUGAAUAUCCAGACGAAAAAGAAGCAAUGGUCGGUGUACUUGGAGGGAUGCUUCGUUUUCUUGCCAAGGGUCAAAAGUUCCCGCAAGAGGACCCUCUAGUUCAUGUUUGGGAUGAAAUGCCGAAGCAGCAAAAUCAUUUUGAUUGCGGGGUCUUCGUCUGCAAGUACAUGUACUACACCUUGCAAGGUUAUGACCUCUCCACCUUGACGUGGGAUACUUCGGAUGUUGACCUAUUCCGCUUUAGGAUUGCCAAAGAGCUUCAGAAAGGGAGAGCGAGGCGAAUCCCUAGUCAUCUUAUGCGGCAAAGGCUAGAAGGAGCCAAGGAAUAG